UGACAUACACAAUAACCAAGAAAGAGUAGUAUAACACAAUCCAUCUCUCUUUGUUCCUUUUUGAAGUCUCAUUUGGUUUUUCUUUUAAGAGGAAACUAAAGUAGCUUUGAAAGAUCCUUAGCACCAUAACAACCCAUUUCUGUUUCAAGAAUCUUUCCUAAAGUAGGUUUCUGCCUCUGAAAUGUAUUUGUGAUUGCAGUUCUCAAGACAAUUUUAGUUGACGAUGUUUCUGCGACUUGAGCAUUUUGGAUCUUUGGAUACAAGCAAUAGCAAUCCUUCCUGGAAGUUCCUCAUUUUGUUUUUCUUAUUCAUUGUUCUGAUGUGUUCUGGCUCGUGACAAUUUUUGCAAUUUGGAUUUGACAGGCUUUGUUAGAUAUAAAUUCAAAGCAAGUUCUAUAUGGAUCAUGGUGCUUGUGCUCUCAAUUCUACAUUGUGGACCUUUUCAAGCACUACCAUGGAUUUGGAUUCCAUGGAUAAACCCUUGUCUCAAGGAUAUGGCUUGGAGACCACUGAUAGAGUAAACUUCUUGGAGCCAGAACCCUUCAUCUCUAGUGUUCUAUAUGACUCUUCACUAUAUUCUCCAUUUAGUGCAGACUCACAUCAUCAGAUCUAUCAAAAAGAGAUGAUGAACUUGGUUGAAAACUCACCUCCAGUUUAUCCUGGAAUUGAGGGAGUGGAGACUGCCACAUCAUUAGUACAAUCUGAAAGCUUUGCACUUGAAGAUGGCAAUUCAGGCAGCAAAUGGUUAAUUGAUCCAUCUUAUUCAGUGAAACGUAGAUUGAUGCUAGCUAUUCAAUACUUGAAAGAAUAUGUGGAAGAUAGUGAUGUACUUAUUCAGAUAUGGGUGCCUACUAAGAUAGGAGGUCAAAAUGUGCUCACCACUAUUGGCCAACCUUACUGUCUUAAUCAGAAUUACAAGAGUCUUGCAAGUUACAGAAAUGUUUCAAAAACAUUCCACCUCACAGCUGAGGAGAGUUCAAAGGAGUCAGCAGGGUUGCCUGGUCGAGUUUUCUUGGGGAAAUUGCCUGAAUGGACUCCUGAUGUUCGUUUCUUCAGAAGCAAUGAGUGCCCUCGAAAAAGUUAUGCCAAGAUGUACAAUAUCAGUGGGUGUCUUGCUCUGCCUGUUUUUGAAGAAGGCAAUGGAAUUUGCUUGGCUGUUGUUGAGAUUGUAACUACUACUCAAAAGAUCAGUUAUCAUCUGGAGCUAGAAAUUGUUGGUAAAGCUCUUAAGGCUGUUGAUCUAAAGAGUUCACAAGAUUUCUUCCCUCAUGGUGUAAAGGCUUGCAAUGAAUUCCACCAAAUUUCAAUUCCUGAGAUAUCAGAGAUUUUACAAUUUGUCUGCAAGACACAUCGUUUGCCUUUAGCUGUAACGUGGGCCUUAAGUGAUCGCCGAGGUGAAAAUGAACAUUGGCAGUUUUCUGAGAAGUAUGAUCACUGUAUUGCUACUGUGGAUUCUGCUUGCUAUGUAGCUGACGGUGAUCUCCUGGGAUUCCAGGAAGCAUGCUCCGAGCAAUACCUUUUUCUAGAUCAGGGGAUAGUUGGCAAAGCAUUCACAACAAACAAGCAAUGGUUUGCUACUGAUAUAACCUCCUUUAGCAAAGCAAAUUAUCCUCUCUCUCACCAUGCUAGGAUGUUUAAUUUGCAUGCAGCUCUUGCAAUUCCUCUACAAAACAGGUAUACUGGAUUGGUUGAACUUAUGUUGGAGCUAUUCUUGCCUAGGGAUUGCAAAGAUAUUGAAGAACAAAAGCAUUUGUGGGAUACUUUGUCCAUCAUCAUAUCACAGGCUUGCAAGAGCUUUCAUGUUAUUUUGGAGAAGGAGCUAGAUGAUGAAGUCAAUGAGCAAGUGAUAGUAGCUUCAGAUGGAAGUCAUAAUAAAGAAGGAUUCCAGAAACUUGUGUCUUCUUCUUCUAAAGUACCCUCUCAAGAGGAGUCAUUCUGGACUCCCCAUGGGGGGGAUACUCAGAAAAAGGACAAAUUUGCUUUCAUAUCAUGGGAGUGUCCAAAAGAAGAACCUGAAGAAGAGUUUAAGGUUAUAACUCAUUGGGAAAAUGAUGGGAUGGACUUGUACCAAGAACAUGUUUUUUCAGAGUUGGGGCAAGUUGAGCAAAGUUCUAUGCUUAAACAUGGUGUUGAGGGUGGAGAAAAUUUUUCUAUCGGUCAGUGUUGCUCAUUAAGCAGCAAAAGACCAGGUGAGAAGAGACAGACCAAGAUAGAGAAGACUAUCAGUUUGCAAAUUCUUCGACAGUAUUUUGCUGGAAGCCUUAAGGAUGCUGCUAAGAGUAUUGGAGUUUGCCCCACCACUCUGAAAAGGAUAUGCAGGCAACAUGGUAUCAACCGCUGGCCUUCUCGAAAAAUCAAGAAAGUUAAUCACUCGUUGAGGAAACUCCAACUUGUAGUUAACUCCAUCCAUGGUGCAGAGGGUCUCAUUCAGAUCGAUUCCUUCUACAAAAGCUUCCCAGAAUUGAACUCACCAAAUUUUUCAGGGAAAGGUCCUUUUUCAUUAUCCAAUAUUAGUGAAAAUUCCAACAAAGUAAACCCCCAACCUGAGAGUGGCCUGCUCAGCCCCAAAGACUCAGAUUCAAAUUCUCAGUCCUCUUCGUGCAGUCAGAAUUCUGGUUCAACCAUCUACUGUUCCAAUGAAGAAAAGAACCUUGCCACCACCAACGGCUUGAACACUGGAUCUUCUUUAGCAAUAGAAGACCCUGUCCUGGCACUGAAAACUUAUAGCAAAGAAGAACUGCAUUCCUUGAAUCAGGAAGAACCAAAGAUCCCUACAAGCUCGCAAAGCCCUAAAACAUUACAUGGGAAUCAACGUUCCCACACUUUACCACACUUACCAAAAAGUACUGACCAUGGUUUACGAGAUGGGGUGAUCUUCAGAGUCAAAGCCACUUUUGGAGAAGAAAAUGUAAGAUUCAGCUUCCUGCCGAAUUGGGGUUUCAGGGACUUGCAGCAAGAGAUUGCUAAGCGUUUCAGAAUAGACAAUUUCAGCAGAAUUGAUCUCAAGUAUUUGGACAUUGAUCAUGAGCCCGUUCUGUUGACCUGUGAUGCUGAUCUUGAGGAGUGUAUGGACUUGCUAAGAUUCUCUCAGUGCAACACCAUUAAAAUAUCACUUCAUCAAGCUUCCAAACCAAAUCUUGGAAGUUGAUUCAGCAGCAAUGGCCUAUUCUACUCCCAGGAACAAUUUGGUGUUUCAACUUAGAAUUAGAUAUGUAGUUACUCAGAUGUUUUUGUCUGGGGAGAUUUUGAUCAAAAUCGUUCCACUUUAAUGUUGGCAGUAAAUUUCAUUGAUCUUAUUUAUUUAUCAAUGAAGAUGUAAGAAGUCUACAUAAAUCAUGGGACCAAAAUAUGCUCUGUCUUUGGCAGCAGAUGGACAAUGUAUCAGAAAUUCUGAAAGUUUGGCUUUUGAUU
Hevea brasiliensis (rubber tree) is the source of this 3411-nucleotide messenger RNA. RefSeq names its product protein NLP2. The transcript is spliced from 5 exons. The coding region runs from base 398 to 3148 and encodes 916 amino acids. The record is from RefSeq and is a predicted model, not a curated record. Gene Ontology annotation, molecular function: DNA-binding transcription factor activity; protein binding. NCBI's taxonomy places the organism in Eukaryota, Viridiplantae, Streptophyta, Magnoliopsida, Malpighiales, Euphorbiaceae.